Messenger RNA from Lineus longissimus, 2788 nucleotides. RefSeq names its product general transcription and DNA repair factor IIH helicase subunit XPB-like. Gene Ontology annotation, molecular function: ATP binding; 3'-5' DNA helicase activity; hydrolase activity. NCBI's taxonomy places the organism in Eukaryota, Metazoa, Nemertea, Pilidiophora, Heteronemertea, Lineidae. Gene Ontology annotation, cellular component: transcription preinitiation complex; transcription factor TFIIH holo complex; nucleotide-excision repair factor 3 complex. The transcript has 16 exons. Gene Ontology annotation, biological process: nucleotide-excision repair; transcription initiation at RNA polymerase II promoter. The record is from RefSeq and is a predicted model, not a curated record. The coding region runs from base 118 to 2526 and encodes 802 amino acids.
GCUGUUGAAAAACAUGGUUGACAAGUUCCAAGAAAAGUGAAAUUUUGUGCAUAAUAAACACAAUUUUGUCACUUCAGAGGACGCGUUUGGCGUUUUACCUGUGCGAGUGAAUUAAGCAUGGGUGGGGGCACAAAGAGAGAAAAGAAAUCAAAAGGAAAAAAGUCGAAGAAGUCCAAAAAGGCUGCAGAUUCAUACGAACCGGACGAUGAGGACUCCAAUUAUGGAGAUGAUGAGCCAGUAGGCGAUAAAGGUCUGGUCCCAGAGGUAGCCAAGCAGAAUGCAGAAGAAGCAAUCACUGCCCCUGAGGAUGAAUAUGGUGCUAAAGAUUACAGGUCUCUUCUCAGUUUGAAGUUGGAUCACAAUGCCAGACCUAUCUGGGUGGCACCAAAUGGUCACAUAUUCCUGGAGGCGUUUUCACCGGUCUACAAACACGCACAUGAUUUUCUCAUAGCAAUAGCAGAGCCCGUGUGCCGACCAGAGCAUAUCCAUGAGUAUCGGCUGACAGCCUACUCCCUGUACGCAGCUGUGUCAGUCGGCCUGCAGACUCAGGACAUCAUUGAAUACCUGAAGAGGUUGAGCAAGACUACUUUACCAAAUGGUAUCGAGGAAUUCAUCAAGUUGUGUACCCUGAGUUAUGGAAAAGUGAAGCUCGUCCUGAAACAUAAUCGAUACUUUGUUGAAAGUCAAUUCCCGGAGGUGCUGCAAAAACUUCUGAAAGAUCCCGUCAUUCAGGAGUGUCGUCUUAAAGCGGGGACUGGUGCUGAUGGUGAUUUAGAGGAGUCUCAGUUGACGGCAAAAUCGGCACUCAAGAUCAACAAGCCAGGCCCAAGUACAUCAGCUGAUGGUACCAAUGGUGACGAAACUAUGAACAACGGCGACAGCAAACCGGAAGAAACUAUCCCGUCAGACAUUUUCGACUUUUACGAAAAAAUAGACAAAGAUGAUGAUGAUGAUGAUGCUGAGGACUUGAAGAUUGUCUCAUUCGAAGUCAGUCAGGAGAAUAUUGAAGUUUUACAGAAAAGAUGUAUUGAGGUGGAGCACCCUCUUUUGGCUGAAUAUGACUUCAGAAAUGACACCAGAAAUCCUGAUAUCAACAUUGAUUUGAAGCCCAGCACAAUGUUGCGUCCAUAUCAGGAGAAAAGCCUCAGGAAGAUGUUUGGAAAUGGACGUGCCAGAUCUGGGGUCAUUGUAUUACCAUGUGGUGCUGGCAAGACACUAGUGGGAGUGACAGCUGCCUGCACUGUGAGGAAAAGGUGUCUCUGCUUGUGUACGUCUGGGGUCGCAGUCGAGCAGUGGCGGUCACAGUUCAAGAUGUGGUCAACUGCCGACGACAGCAUGAUCUGUCGGUUUACAUCCGAUGCCAAGGAUAAGCCUAUGGGCUGCUCUAUCUGUAUCAGCACGUACUCGAUGAUUGCUCAUUCGACCAAGAGGUCCUGGGAGGCUGAGCAAGUCAUGCAAUGGAUGCAGACACAGGAGUGGGGACUCAUUGUCCUUGACGAGGUCCACACAAUUCCAGCUAAGAUGUUCCGACGUGUGUUAACGAUCGUCCAGGCUCACUGCAAACUUGGUCUGACAGCAACGCUAGUUCGAGAAGACGAUAAGAUUACAGAUCUGAAUUUCCUCAUCGGACCAAAAUUGUACGAAGCGAACUGGCUAGAACUGCAGAAGAAGAACUAUAUUGCUAAGGUGCAGUGUGCGGAGGUUUGGUGUCCGAUGACGCCCGAGUUCUACCAGGAAUAUCUCAACACACGGACGAGGAAGAAAUUGUUGCUGUACGUGAACAACCCGAACAAGUUCCGAGCGUGCCAGUUCUUAAUUCGCUUCCAUGAGAGAAGAAACGACAAAAUCAUCGUGUUCUCUGACAAUGUGUUCGCAUUGAAAGCUUAUGCAACAAGGAUGAACAAGCCCUACUUGUAUGGUCCAACCUCACAAGGAGAAAGGCUGAAUAUUCUUCAGAACUUCCAACACAACCCAAAAGUCAACACAAUAUUCGUCUCAAAGGUUGCCGAUAACUCGUUUGAUUUGCCGGAGGCGAGUGUCUUGAUCCAGAUCUCAUCCCAUGGUGGCUCCAGACGUCAGGAGGCACAGAGACUUGGCAGGAUCCUCAGGGCUAAGAAAGGUGCUGUGGCCGAAGAAUAUAACGCAUUCUUCUACUCCCUCGUCUCCCAGGAUACGAUGGAAGUGCACUAUGCCACCAAGCGACAGCGUUUCCUUGCCAACCAGGGAUACAGUUACAAGGUUAUCACGAAGCUGGCUGGAAUUGAGGAGGAAGACCUUGCUUUUUCAACCAAAGAGGAGCAAGCCCAGCUGCUGCAGAAAGUCCUUGCCGCCAAUGAGGAUGAAGCUGAGGAGGAAAAAGAUCCUGCUGGUCCUCCACAGUCAAAGACCGUUUCAAAGGUCAUACGUCGUAUUGGUAACAUGAGUUCCAUGUCGGGAGCAGAUGACGCCAUCUAUAUGGAAGUAACAAAAGCACAAAGCACGAAGACGUUACAUCCACUCUUCAAGAGGUUCAAAACGAAGAAAUGAGAACUUGUUGCAACAACACUUGGGGUGUGUUGGCUUCAGAAAGACUUUACCUGGAGGUUUGAUCUGAGCCUGGCGUAUGAGUGACAGAUUAGAACCAUCCCAUUGCCAUAACCCCAGACAAACUGUGUUUCGGAUCAAAGUGCUGAAAACUGUGUUCAUUGUGCAUAUAUAUGAUCAUUGUAAUGAAUGUACAAAUCUAAUUGUUGAAGAAGAAGUCUUCAGUUUGUGAAAGUGAUGUUCUUUGUAAUAAAAGGUUUCUUGA